AAUCAUAUAGGUUGAAAGUUCUACAUUCUAUAUAUUUCCCUAUAUUUCCUUCUUUUUCACUCACUCAAACUCCCACACACACAAUGCCACGGGUCGCUCUCAUCGUUGGGGUCACUGGCAUGGUGGGUGUAACCAUGACGGAGGUCUUGAAGAAGCCAACGACAUUAGGUGCUCCUUGGACGGUCUACGGUGUCUCACGACGGCCCUUACCCACCUGGUUUCCAUCUUCCUUCCUUGAUAAACACAUAAUUUUGGACACCCUAAACCAAGAAAACACACACAAAAUCCUCUCUCCACUCUCGACCCAAAUCACCCAUCUUUUCUGGUUAGCUAUAUAUGCCAACGAAAGUGAAGAUUUAAGCAUUUCCAUGAAUUCCACUAUGUUAUGCAAUGUCCUUCGUGCUUUGACUUCUUCACCAAAGUCAAGUCUUAGUCAUGUAGCAUUACAAACAGGCACAAAACAGUAUUUGGGACCGAUUUAUGAUCCUAUCCUUUCAAGCCAAAUACACCCUCAUGAACCACCUUUCAAAGAGGAUUACCCUAGAUUACAAUUUCCAAACUUUUACUAUGCUUUGGAAGAUAUUAUAUUUUCAUACUCAAAAUCUUUGACCUAUUCUAUACACCGCUCUUCCAUAAUCAUUGGUGCAUCUUCAAGAAGUUUUUAUAACGCACUUCUUACUCUCUCGGUGUAUGCUCUAGUCUGCAAACAUGAAAACUAUCCUUUCAGGUACUUGGGCAACGAGUUCACGUGGGGUCACUUUUGCGAUGCAUCUGAUGCUAGAGUGCUAGCCGAGCAGCAAAUAUGGGCUUCAGUUACAAACAGUGCUAAGAAUCAAGCUUUUAAUUGCACAAAUGGUGAUGUGUUUACAUGGAAAAUGUUGUGGAAAGUACUUUGUGAUGAGUUUGGUGUUGAGUUUGUGGCAUUAGAUGAGAAAGAUAAGUUAACUUAUGUGGACUUUAUGAAAGACAAAGGAGAAGUUUGGGAAAGAAUCGUGGAAGAAAAUGGAUUGUACAAGACCAAAAUGGAGGAGAUCACUUGCUUUGGCGCAACAGAUGCUGUUUUAAAUUUUCAGAUUCAACAUGUUUGCUGCAUGAAUAAGAGUCGAGAGUUUGGGUUUUUAGGACAUGCAAAUACACUUGCGAGCAUAAAAAUGUGGAUUGAGAAACUAAGACAAAUGAAAAUACUUCCGUAGAGGUGUGCUAUUCUCUUCAUCUCUUGUAUCUAUGAAACUCCAACUGAUUAAACAUUGUAAUGAAUGUCAGACUCUAAUACUCCAAAGAAUAUAUAUGUUGCUUGUACAAGUAUGUAAAAGUGGAUGGAGGCACACUCUAGUUUUCCGCUCCGGGGGGGGGGGGGGG
This is a messenger RNA of Lactuca sativa (garden lettuce), 1359 nucleotides long. Its product is annotated as (S)-8-oxocitronellyl enol synthase CYC2. The record is from RefSeq and is a predicted model, not a curated record. Lineage: Eukaryota; Viridiplantae; Streptophyta; Magnoliopsida; Asterales; Asteraceae.